GGAUUUAUAUGUGCCCGGGGAAGACCUUAAGGCCUUUUUUGAUCGCCUCUGCUGGAAAAAGAGAUUAUUUUUCGUCGUUAGCAGCUGCAAACCUGUUGCAAGAGACGCAAGCAAAAAUUCAAGGAGAGAAAACUCAGGCUAAAACCAGGGAGUGAUAAUGGAUUUUUAUGAUCCUCAGACAUUGGGUGUCAUGGUCUUUGGAGGAUUCAUGCUGGUCUCAGCCAUUGGAAUUUUCCUGGUGUCUACCUUUUCCAUGAAAGAGACAUCUUAUGAAGAAGCCCUGGAGAAGCAGCGCAAGGAGCUAGAGAAAACCAGCCAGCACAAGGUAGAGAAGAAAAAGAAAGAGAAACCUGCUGAGAAGAAAGGGAAAGCUAAAAAGAAGGAGGAGAAACCUAAUGGAAGAAUAUCUGAUCCAGAUCUCUGUCUGGAUGUUUCUGAUGCAAGCCCCGAGUCUGCUUUGGUCAUUGAACCAAUAGUCUCUGAGUCACCUAAUAUGCCACUUUCAACAAUGCCUCAGGAAAGGGAGAAGACUACCCAAUCUCCUAAAGACAAGAAAAAGAAAGAAAAGAAAGUGGCAAAGGCAGAAUUGACUCCAGGCCUGGCAGUUUCUUCUCCACCAACCACUGUAUUAAAAUUACAAGUUUCUGAUAUGGCUCCCAAGGAAGUAUCAGUAAUUACUGUUCCAUCAGGUGUGGCUCCUCUGACUUCUCCAGUAACAGAAGCUCUUGGAAUCCAAGAACAUGAUGGAGCUUAUAAGAAGAAGGCCACUGCCAAAAAGAAAAGAGAAUCAAGUGAGCUCUCCUCCUGUUGCUCUGUUGGAAGGUUGCCAAUGCCGCCGUCCUCUUCACUAUCCAAAGUUACUGCAGAUGUUGAGAGCACACUUUACCUCCCUUACAAGACCUUGAUUUCCACAAUUAGCAACAUGGUUUUUGGGGAAGGCGAAACUCAGCAGCUGAUUGAAAUCCUUACUGAGAAAGCCGGAGGUGUUCAGGACACAUGGCAUACGGCAACUCAGAAGGGUGAUCCAAUUGCUGUUCUGAAACGUCAGCUAGAAGAGAAAGAAAAGCAACUUGCAACUGAGCAGGAAAAUGCAAUUGUUGCAAAAGCUAAACUGAGAGAACUUACCAAGGAACUUGCAGCUGAAAAAGCAAAGACUCUUAUUGUUGAGAACAAAUUGAAGGAGCAACUUCUGACACAUGAGCAAGAGAUGGCUGCUGUACAAGUCCGUAUGCAGGCUAGUUACCAGGAUCAUGUGACUGAGACCCAACAGUUGCAAGGAAAGAUUCGAAUUCUACAAGAACAGCUGGAGAAUGGCCCUAAUACCCAACUUGCUCGCUUGCAGCAAGAAAAUUCCAUUCUUAGAGAUGCUUUAAACCAAGCCACAAGCCAGACUGAGAGCAGGCAAACUGCUGAACUGGCCAAACUGCGUCAGGAAUGUAGCAAACGAAGCAAAGAGCUGACUGAAAUGUUGGAGACGCUACAGCAGGUAGAAGAGCAAAAAAAGACACUGGAGAUUAAAGCUGUUGCAUAUGAAGAGCAAAUUUACCAGCUCCAGGUAUCCCAGAAAGAGAAAGAGGCUCCUCUGCAGAAGAGGCUGGAUGAGAUCAGCGAGGAACUCUGCAAAUCCCAGGCUAGCUACAAAAGCUUGCAGACAGAGCUGGGAAAGACAAAAGAGCAGCAGUCCAGCCUUGCUGAACUUACAUCCAAACUGCUCCAUUCUGAAAUGGAGGUGAAGAAUAAGAUGGAGGAGCUGAAUAGUUUACAAGCAGAACUGUCAGAAGCCACUUCCAUAAAUGUACAGUUUGCUGAGAGGAUUAAACUGACUGAAGCCCUCCUGAAGAAAAGCGAGACGAGAGAAGGGGAGAAACACCCAAAUAUACAGGCAGCAAAUAAAACAGAAUUGAGCUUGAUGCAAUUAAGACUGCAGGAAUCAUCCACACAAGUCUCUGCAUUAAAGAAGGAAGCUGCAGAAUUAAAUGAUACAGUCGAACAGCUGAAAUUAAAAAACAAUGAGCUCCGAGAAAAGAAUUUGGAAGCCAUAGAAGCUCUGACUUCUGUAGAAAAGUCAUGUGAAGAAAAGCUGCUCUCUUCAUCUAAAGAAAAGGAAGCAUUGGAGCAGCAACUUUGUGUGAUUCAGGCACAAACAAAGCAAAUGCUCUUGUCUCUUUUCCCACAGGUCAUGUUAAGUGAUGAACAGGUUUACAAUGAAUGGUUGCAGCAAUUCAGAGAAAAAGCUUCUCUUCUGCAACAGAAGAGUGUGAAGGCAGAAUCUGAGAUGGCACUUUCAUUAAGAGAAGCAGAUGAGGCACUGAGCACUUUGCAAGCAGAAUGCAGUCAGUAUAGGACCAUUCUUGCAGAGACAGAAAGGAUGCUCAAGGACUUGCAGAGGAGUGUGGAGGGGGAAGAGCAGGUGUGGAAAGCAAAGGUGGCUGCAUCUGAAGAGGCACUUCAGAAGUCCAAAGAUCAAAUAAAAUGCCUUGAAGAUGAUGUGGAGAAAUUCAAGAUAGAGCUCCAGAACACAGACAAGCUAAAAGAGUACACUUCCCUUUUGGAAGCACAAGUGGAAAAUCACUUGGCAACGGCCAGCUCUGAACGCCAGAAUUACACAAAAGAAGUUGAAGUUCUAAGACAACUCUUAUGUGAAUCCCAGGAACAUUUGGAUGCAACAAAAACAGAAGUACUCAAACAAAGCCAGGAACUUGCACAGGUCAGGCAACAACUGAGUGAGAUGAAGAGUCAUGUUCAUGAAGGAGAAGUAGGGUCACAGGCUGACUCAAGCACACAACAGCCCCUCAAGCUGAAAAAACAGUUGGCACAAACUGAAGCUGACUUGCAGAAUGAGCACAUUCUGAGGGAGAAGUUGGCAGAAGAGUUUGAGAUGGCUCAGAAUUCAGUGUGCAGCUUGCACAUUGAACUGGAAAAGCUCAGACUUGAUGGAAAUGUUGCAUCUUCUACAACAGAAAAUAUACUCGAAUUGCAGGAAAGGCUAGGAAAAGAGAAGAAGUUAACAAAGGACUUGGGAUGUGCAGCUACCAAACUAAAAGAGCUUUUGAAGGUAACCCAGGAGCAGUUGGCCAAGGAAAGAGAAACAGUUCAAAAGUUACAAGAAGAGCUUCAGGAAAGGGGAGAAAAUGAAGGCAGCGCCACAGAAGGAACUUCUGUUUGACAAAUCAAAGCCAGGACAUUCCUCAACUAUACCUUUGUUAACUGAAGAAAGAAACAAAAAAUACAUUAGUGAUCUGGAAAUUACCAAUUUUUAGGGUCUUUUAAAAAAUUAAAUAAAUAACCUUUAUGGUUGUGGUUAUGCAGGAAUCAGUCUGAUAAAGAAACUCUAACUACAUUAAUUAUUGGGAAUUAAUGGAACUACAGUGGAGAAUAGCCUCUCUUUCUCUCCAUUCUUAGAAGUAGCUGUUGUCAAGUGUCCUUGUAAAUUAAUGCAAUUAAAUAAUUGUCACUGCUAAA
Molecule: messenger RNA, 3462 nt
Organism: Hemicordylus capensis (graceful crag lizard)
Lineage: Eukaryota; Metazoa; Chordata; Lepidosauria; Squamata; Cordylidae
Gene: RRBP1
Product: ribosome binding protein 1
Exons: 25
Coding region: 158-3166 (1002 amino acids)
Biological process (GO): protein transport
Cellular component (GO): endoplasmic reticulum membrane
Source: RefSeq, a predicted model, not a curated record